Messenger RNA from Dama dama (fallow deer), 1173 nucleotides. Its product is annotated as olfactory receptor 4C46-like. Bases 1 to 1173 code for a protein of 390 amino acids. The record is from RefSeq and is a predicted model, not a curated record. The transcript has a single exon. NCBI's taxonomy places the organism in Eukaryota, Metazoa, Chordata, Mammalia, Artiodactyla, Cervidae. Gene Ontology annotation, molecular function: G protein-coupled receptor activity; olfactory receptor activity. Gene Ontology annotation, cellular component: membrane. Gene Ontology annotation, biological process: G protein-coupled receptor signaling pathway.
AUGGAGAAUAGAAACAACGUGACAGAGUUCAUUCUACUGGGACUAACACAGAAUCCAAAGAUGCAGAAAGUCAUAUUUGCAGUGUUUUUGGUUGUCUACUUCGUGUCUAUGGUAGGGAAUGUGCUCACCUUGGUCACCAUCACCACCAGUCCAUUACUGGGGUCUCCCAUGUACUUUUUCCUGGCUCAUCUCUCUUCUAUUGAUGUCUGCUAUUCCUCUGUCAAUACCCCUAAACUGAUUGUAGAUUUGCUCCGUGAAAAGAAAACCAGCUCUUUCAAUGAAUGCAUGACCCAAAUCUUUGGAGAGCAUUUAUUUGCAGGUGCUGACAUCAUUCUGCUGACUGCAAUGGCCUAUGACCGCUACGUGGCCAUCUGCAAGCCCUUGCACUACACGACCAUCAUGACCUGGCAGGUGUGUUGGUUGCUAGUGGGAGUGGCAUGGGCAGGAGGCUUUCUUCAUGCAACCAUUCAGAUCCUCUUCAUCUUCAGGUUACCCUUCUGUGGCCCUAAUGUCAUAGACCACUUUAUGUGUGAUCUGAAUCCUCUGCUCGAACUUGCCUGCACUGAUACGCACACUCUAGGGCUCUUUGUUGCUGCCAACAGUGGGUUCAUCUGUCUGUUGAUCUUCCUUCUCUUGAUUAGCUCCUAUACAGUCAUCCUGCUCUCUUUAAGGACACGGAGCUUGGAGGCGAGGCAAAAAGCCCUCUCCACCUGUGUCUCCCACAUCACGGUGAUCCUCUUAUUCUUUGUACCCAGCAUAUUUGUGUACAUGAGACCAGCGGCUACUUUCCCUAUUGAUAAAGGAGUUGCUAUAUUCUACACCAUCACAGCUCCCAUGUUAAAUCCAUUAAUCUAUACCUUGAGAAAUGACCAGAUGAAAAAUGCAAUUAGGAAAUUACUUAGUAGAAAAGUGAUAAAUAAAAUGUGCCUGGAGCCCAAUAUUCACUCAACUGAUGCAAAGAUCAAAAUGGAUAUUAUGAGUAAGGAAAACCUAUGUGGUGAAGAAAAAAAAAAAAAAAAAACAGUAGAAAUCAGAGCUUCUACAAGUACAGAAGAAGAAAUGGAUGGAAGAAAUAAUAGAAGAAUCUCACCUGGGACUUUGCAGCUUAUGGGAAAAGUUCUACAAAAUUGGAACUUAGUCUUACUAACUUUGUCUCUGUAUACAGAUUUAUAA